UUUGGUUUAGCGGCCGAAUCUCAUGCUGUGAAUCUCACAUCGUUUUAUAUUAAAUACAAUAAAUAAGUGUAAUAAGUGAUGAAUGUACGAGGUUCCGAAUGUAAGCAAAUUAAGUCACAAAUAAGCUUUAAAUAGGUUUUUAAACGUGAUAUUAUACUAUGCGAAAUUACAUAUUUAUGUUUAUGUUAAAAAUCAAUAAAUUAGAAGAAAAUUAGUGGCGUCGAAUGAAUCACCUGAAUUAUUAAUAUGGCGCUGCUCUCGAAACGGUGGUACCGUUCGCGGCGCAACGCCGUCGUCGCGAUGGUCAUCGCUGGCCUGUGCGCACUGUACUACAUAUACUCGCCAUCUGUCAUCACUGAGCAAAACCUGGACAUAACUAGGAGAGCCGCCAUAAUAGAAUAUAUAGAGAACAAGUUAGAGGAAGCCUUGAAACUGGAUAAGGGCAUGGGGUGCGAGAUACCAAAGCUGGAUCCUUUUUCUCGAGAGGUCACACAGUUCGACAAGGAAUUACCGAAGAUCAAGUGCCGAGGGCAGGAUUGGGUCAAAUGCUAUCACUCAAAAUGCCGAGUGAUAGACGCUGUAAAAGACCACCAUAAAGACAUAAAGUGUACAUACAGAGACAUCUUGUAUCAUACUGAUGUGAAAUAUACCAUCGGCCCCCCUACUCUAGUGGGGGGAGAUGAGGUGUAUGAGUUGAAGGAGAGUGACCAUGUUAAAGUCUCUUGUGUUGGGAGGAGGAGAGAUGAUAACAAUGAAGCGGAUUGGUCUGGCAACACUCUUGGCUUCCGCCCCGUCCCGCCGCUCCCCUCCCCCCCGGGGCGAGAGGAUUCCUUCAACGUGGUCAUAUUCGGCUUCGACACGACGGCCAGAAAUGGCUUCAUCAGACGGAUGAAGAAGAGUUGGCAGUUGUUGAAGGAUCUGGGAUAUACUGUUAUGGAGGGAUACAACGUCUUGGGAGACGGGACGCCGGCGGCCCUGUUCCCGAUCCUCACGGGAAAGAACGAGCUAGAGCUACCAGACGUUAGAAAGAGCAAGCACAACAACGGCAGCCUGGACUCCUUCCCUUUCAUAUUCUACAAGUUGAAGCAGGACGGGUAUCGAACAGCCUACUUCGAGGACAUGCCUAACAUCGGCACCUUCCAAUACCGUUUCAACGGGUUUCUCCGCCAGCCGGCCGACCACUACCUCCGGUCCUUCUACUUAGAAGACUUGACUACCAGGCCCUCCCCCUCCCGUUGGUGGAAGGCGAAGAAGUCCUACUACUGUCUGGGCGACACGCCGCAGUUCAAGGUCAUGAUGAAUAUCACUGAGCAGUUCCUCGAGUUGGGUGGGAAGCGUUUCAUCUUCACAUUCAUAGCGGACAUCACGCACGACGACUUCAAUCUUAUUGAGAACGCCGAUGACGACACCGCUGCGUUGCUGCACAGCCUCAUGUCCGGGGCCGAAGAUACGCUUAUAGUCGUCAUGGGAGACCACGGACCUAGAUACGCCAACGUCCGCGACACCCUGCAAGGCAAGCUGGAGGAGCGCCUCCCCCUGCUGGCGCUCCGCCUCCCCGACCGCCUCGCGCGCGCGCGGCCGCACGCGCAGCGCGCGCUGCACGCCAACGCGCGCGCGCUCACCACGCCGCACGACCUGCACGCCACCUUACUGGACGUGCUGGACAUGACGCAGCAUUGGAACCCGUAUAAAGUGCGGGGGGCGGAUCAUACUAGAGGGUUAACCUUGUUGGAACCGAUCCCUCGCAACCGCUCGUGCAGCGAGGCAGGCAUCGAGCCGCACUGGUGCGCUUGCCUCGCAUGGCAAAACAUCUCCACAGAUGACCCGUUCUACCAGAAGACUGCACAAGCGCUCCUUGACUACAUCAACUCGCUCGUCGCAACUGUCGGGGACCUCUGCGUGCCCCGGACCCUGACCGCCACGUCCUGGGUGCUCCGGCAGCGCGCCAACAGCCGGCUCCUGGCGUUUAAAAACGCACGCGACGCCGACGGUUAUGUCGGACACUUCGACGCCAAAACUAAAGUGGCUAAUGAGAACUAUCAAGUUAAGGUAGCAGUUGGCCCGGGACACGGGAUCUAUGAGGCGUCGAUGACAUAUCUAGUCAACGAAGACAAGUUCAUGAUACACACGAGGGACAUAUCGAGGACCAACGCUUACAGGAGUGAGCCGGACUGCAUCAGCAAAACGCAUCCGCACCUGAACCCCUACUGCUACUGCCGCUGACACCCGCCUAUAGGGCGGGAGAUACUUUAAUCCCAGUUUCGGAACAUUUGGUAACCAGUUACGAAUUAGGAACUAAUCCAGUUCGUAACUACUGACAUCGAUGAAUACUAUGAAUAGGAUGAAAGAUAAUUUAGUCCCAGUUCCGUAACCUUUGGUAACUACAGUAGAAUCCGCAUAUAAUGACAUCGAAGGGAAGUGACAAAGACGUCACACUAAGCGGAUGUCAUAUAAAGCAUAGUUGAUUAACUUCUUAUUUUUGAUAUUUUUUCCAAAUUUAUCUCAAAUUCCUUUGUGAGAGAUGAGUUUUAU
Messenger RNA from Cydia splendana, 2532 nucleotides. RefSeq lists its product as uncharacterized. The record is from RefSeq and is a predicted model, not a curated record. The coding region runs from base 247 to 2223 and encodes 658 amino acids. The transcript is spliced from 14 exons. NCBI's taxonomy places the organism in Eukaryota, Metazoa, Arthropoda, Insecta, Lepidoptera, Tortricidae.